Molecule: messenger RNA, 604 nt
Organism: Zea mays
Lineage: Eukaryota; Viridiplantae; Streptophyta; Magnoliopsida; Poales; Poaceae
Product: protein PAT1 homolog 1-like
Exons: 1
Coding region: 1-507 (168 amino acids)
Biological process (GO): deadenylation-dependent decapping of nuclear-transcribed mRNA; P-body assembly
Cellular component (GO): P-body
Molecular function (GO): RNA binding
Source: RefSeq, a predicted model, not a curated record
AUGGCGCGAAACGGCAGCCAUAUGGAACUCAGCGCUCUCAGUGCCUGUCUCGCAGCUGUUGUCUGUUCUUCACAGCAACCACCUCUCCGGCCACUCGGUAGUGCCGCUGGUGAUGGGACCUCUCUGAUAAUUAAAGCUGUGCUGGAUAGAGCGACCGAGCUACUGGCGGAUGCCCAUUCCGCAGCCAACUACAUCAGAUCAGCACGUUCGCUUUGGCAUGCGUCAUUUGAUGCUUUCUUUGGACUGUUGACGAGGUACUGUGACAGCAAGUAUGAAAGUAUCAUGCAGAGGUUUGCCAUGCAGGGAUCCAACUCCAUGGGAGGACCUGAAACCACCAAAGCAGUCAGCAGGGAGAUGCCCGUUGAGCUGUUACGUGCGAGUCUUCCUCAUACUAAUGAGCAGCAUCGUCAGACACUGCUAGAUUUUGCUCGGAAAUCUACGCAUCUGCCUGGUUUCAGUCCUACUGCUAACCGUGGACUUGUCAAUUCUGAAUCAGUUCCAGGUUAACGCCAUUGAAGAGGCCUGAUGGUCGUCUGUUUUGAUUUAUAUAUGGCACGUAAGGCGUGAGCUUGGAGAAGUUCCAUUGGCUCAGUGAAGCUGGCAU